Molecule: messenger RNA, 1239 nt
Organism: Clonostachys byssicola
Lineage: Eukaryota; Fungi; Ascomycota; Sordariomycetes; Hypocreales; Bionectriaceae
Source: the annotation of a GenBank genome assembly
UUCCUCAUAUCUUCUGUCCUCAAAUGGACGAAAUCGGCCUUACGAAGGGCCCCAUCGCCACCUCUACGAUUUCCCAGCGCCGGCUUCGAGAUCGUUCCUGCAUCAGAGCCUCUUGAGGAGGAGGACCUUGAACAGUUCUCUGCUAGCGCUUAUUAUCCGGUCGAUAUUGGAGAUGUAGUGGAAAAGUUGGGUUUUGGGUCCACAUCAACUGUAUGGUUGGCUAAAAAUCUCCAGUUCGUAUUUGAUUUCGUCUCUGAUUGCGUGAGUGCAUUGCUAAACAAGAACAAUUCAAGAGAACAUCUCCAUGUGGCCCUGAAAAUACAUAUACAAGGACAUACCGGUAAAGAAGAGUUCGAGGUAUCCAACAAGACUCUUCAAGGUGACUCUGCUCACCCUGGAUAUCAUCAUUUACGAACAGCUCGGGAAAUGAUUGUCCUGCCGCAUCCAAAUGGCGAUCACCAUUGCAUGGUCCAAAACCCAAUGUGGGACAGCUGGAUAGAAUUCUCCGCAGGAACCCUACACGUCGCUUCAAUCUACCGAUGCUCAAAGGGGGCCUUCAGCAGAUUCUACGCGUUCUCGAUUAUCUACACAAUGAAUAUCAAAGCGGACGAUAUUUUGCAUAGGAUUGCCGAUAAGAGCAUUCUUGAUACUUUUGUUCAAGAAGAAUUGACCGCCCCAUCGGCCCGAAAAACUGUGAAAGGCGUGACCCUUUACAAGUCAAGGCAGUUUCAUUUGCCAAAGCAUCUUGGCAUCGUCGUUAUGAGUGAUCUUGGUGCUGCUGUUAGGGGGGAUUUGAAGAGAAACCACGAUGCCCAGCCAGACGUAUAUCGAUCGCCCGAGGUGAUACUGGAGGUUCCUUGGAGUUAUCCCAUUGAUAUAUGGAAUGUCGGGGUCAUGAUAAGGGACAUUUUUGAAGGCGAACUUUUGUUUCAUGGCGUAGACUCGACGGACAGCGCGUAUUCCACUAGGGCACACUUGGCGGAAGUAAUUGGUAUGCUUGGAAUGCCUCCCCUUGACCUCAUUAAGCGUGGAUCCCGAAGCGACGAGUUUUCCACCGACGAUGGCCAGUGGAAAGCAGAUGUUCCGAUCCCUGCACAUUCAAGUCUAGGGGAGUCUGAAGAGAACUUAGAAGGGGAUGAGAAACAAGACUUUCUAAGGUUCAUGGGGGGAAUGCUGCAGUGGCGUCCAGAGGAUCGAAAAACGGCGAAGGAGCUACUCCAGGAUCCAUGGUUGUACAGC